Drosophila miranda is the source of this 1076-nucleotide messenger RNA. Its product is annotated as sodium channel protein 60E-like. Bases 304 to 612 code for a protein of 102 amino acids. NCBI's taxonomy places the organism in Eukaryota, Metazoa, Arthropoda, Insecta, Diptera, Drosophilidae. The transcript has a single exon. The record is from RefSeq and is a predicted model, not a curated record.
UUGAAAGAGGUCUGUCAGCACAAAGCGCUUUAAGAGUUAACAAGAACGCUUUUGUCUGUAUGUGUAAUUUGUACUUGAGACUCCCUCCACGAGAGCAAACCCCACUAAAGUCAUCUUUGUUUUGACAAACUUUCAUCGGAGGGACCUGCCCCCGAGGUGAUAGUCCAUGUGCUGGUGCACCGCGAGAGCGAAGAGUACAAGGAUGAAGACGAGGGUAGCUUCUCCUCAACGGGCAAUGGCAAUGGGCACGAUAAGCCCAAGCCGCCGCAGAUUCGCAUCAGCACGGGUUCGUCGGAGAGCCCCAUGAACACGUCCCUAAUGCCUACCGUGCAGAUAAUGGUGGACAGUCCCAAGGAGCCGCCACGCGGCGACUUCAGUACGGAAUUGGCUGCUACAUCCACAGCCGUAACGAUCGGUGUCGAGGUGGAUCCAUCUCCCAUCGAUGUGAUCGUGCAGGGGGACACAUCGCAGGUGUUCUACGACUACAAUCCCGACAAAGCCACUGGCAACGAAAUUGUCGAGAUGGAUACACUCGACGAGGAUGAGGAGCAGACAGCAGCUGAAAGAGGAGUUGAAGCUGAAGCACUUCCAGCCGAGGACCAACAGAGAUGACCUUCGGUCAACAGUCGGCAGCAGGAUUCCAGCAGCAGCAGCAGUAGUAGCACCAGCAGCAGGAUCAGUGCCUGCUGCUCGUCAACAUCAACAUCCUCGGCUGUCGCUGGCCGGCGUCCAAGUUGACAACCUCCGACCUGAGCGCAAAUCCAAUGCCGAUUCCUGUGUGCAUUUGUCUCAGAACUCGUAGUUUCUUAGGCUUAGGCUUAGGCAUAGGCGCUUUAUACGAUAUAUACACAUAUACAUAUACGGAACUAUCCAAAUUUAUAUACAAUAUCAAUCUACGCUGGCCAGAAGAUGGUGGGGGUGGAGAAGAAAUCAAUAUUAAACUCUGUGUUAACAAAAACGUGCAUUAAACAAACCGUACAUUGUGUACACGUAUCGCGAAUCAAAUCAAAACAAAAAAAACGAGGGGGAACGUUGUGAGUUGCUGCGGACACCGCAACUCUACAGUUAUACCCGAU